AUGGGCGACGAUAAGUUCGAGUACCAAUCCCUUCCCAUUCCUUCUUACGAAGAAGCCACCGCAUAUGCGCAACCCUCCUCCUCCUCGCGAUCGGACCUGGGCGAUGGCACCGACGCUGAACGGCAAGGGCUCCUCGGUCGCGAGGCCUCCAACUACCAACCGCCGACGGUAGAAUCGGAGCGCGGGAGUCUCGAUGGCCUCGCCUCCUCCGCAUCGGGCUCGACCCGGGGCUCCACGGACGAGUUGCGCCGGGAACUCGAUCAGAUGGAUGUGGACGACUCGGCUCUCGGAUCCUCCAGCAACGCUCGUCCCCGACUACGCCAUCGCUUCUCCAAGCGACUCUCCAGUCUCACCCGCACUCUCUCCGCCAUCCAACGACCCCUGCAGCGGUACCUCCCACGCAUGCCAAGCUUCCGUUUCACCAUCAAUCUGAGCGAAACCCGCGCCCGCUUGAAGGAUCAUGGCUGUAUCAUGUUACUCCGUCUUUUUGCGUUGUUGCUGGUCGUCUCUCUGGUCUAUGUCUUCUUCAUCGGCGACAUCUUCAACCUCAACAGUCGCAUGGUAAUGGGCCAAUCCUACAGUGCCUCCUCGGUGGAGAACUUCAUCCAGGCUCAUAUCAACGAAACCAAUAUCGCCGAGAACCUUAGACUCGUCUCCAGUAACACUCGAGUCGCAGGGACCGAAGGGAGCUUCGUGCUGGGCGAAUGGAUCGAGCAUGAAUACCACAAGGCGGGAUUUGAUGAGGUGAAGCGAGAAGAGUUUCAGGUGUAUCUGAAUUAUCCCCGAGACGAUGGUCGUAAGGUGGCCAUCGUGGAUCCGCCUCAUCUGGUGUGGGAAGCCACGCUAGAGGAGAACGGCGCACAGUACCCGGUCUUCCAUGGACACUCCAAGUCGGGAAACGUCACAGGCCCUCUCGUCUAUGCGAAUUUCGGAUCUCGUGAGGAUUUUCAACUCCUCGCGGACCGAGGAAUUGCCCUCAACGGUACCAUUGCUCUUGUACGUUACUACGGGACUGAGUCGGACCGGGCGUUGAAAAUCAAAGCUGCGGAGCUUGCUGGAGCUGCCGGUUGCAUUAUAUACUCCGAUCCAGCAGAAGAUGGGUUCGUGCAUGGCCCCGCUUAUCCCAAGGGCCGCUUUAUGCCCUCGGACGGUGUGCAAAGAGGUGGUCCCCGGUUUUGCAUCGACCCCAGACGAAAAAAGAGAAUCCCUCCAGAGGAAAGUCCUGGCUUGGUUAAAAUCCCAAGUCUCCCGAUCGCCUGGCGCGAUGCACAGCGACUCUUGCAAGCCCUCGAGGGUCAUGGCUCGAAGGUUCCGAAGGAGUGGGUUGGUGGAGUACCCAAGGUUCAACAGUGGUGGACAGGCGAUCAAAGUUCACCCACCAUCCACCUCAUGAAUCUGCAAGACGAGGUGGAACGACGGCCCAUUUACAAUGUCCAUGGGACCAUCAUCGGGCUGGAGGAGCGCGACAAGAAGAUCAUUGUUGGUAACCACCGAGAUGCAUGGUGCCUAGGAAGUGUUGAUCCUGGUAGUGGCACUGCUGUAUUUUUGGAAAUCGUUCGGGUCUUUGGCGAACUGCUCACUUAUGGGUGGCGGCCGCUCCGUACCAUCGAGUUCGUCAGUUGGGAUGGGGAGGAAUACAACCUGAUCGGCUCCACAGAGCAUGUGGAAAAGGAAAUUGAGAGCCUUCGGGCCAACGCGUACGCCUACUUGAACGUGGACGUGGGUGUUUCCGGUCCCAAUUUUCGCGCCGCGGGAUCUCCUGUCUUCGAGCGCACAGUCCACCAAAUUUUGGGCCGUCUUUCAGACCCAUUCGCGAACAAGACUCUGAAGGAGAUUUGGGACCAGAAGGGCCAAAAACUUGACCCUCUUGGCGCAGGCAGUGAUUAUGUGGCGUUUCAGGAUAUUGCGGGCACAUCGAGCAUCGACUUUGGAUUCGAAGGCGAGCCUUACCCUUAUCACAGUUGCUACGAAUCCUACGAUUGGAUGGAAAGGUUUGGCGACCCUGGCUUCGUUUACCACAAGCUGCUGGCUCAGUUCUGGGGUCUUCUCUUGCUGGAUGUCUCCGAGAAUCCCAUGAUGCCGUUCGAUAUGCAGGCUUAUGCCAGGCACGUGACUGCCUGGGUGAACGAAUUGGAUGAAUUCGCAAAGUCCAAGAAAGCCCAAGUGGAUAUGCAGCUUAUGUUCAAUGCUGCAUCCGAGCUCGAGGCGAACACAGCUCAGUUUCAAUCGUGGAACGACGUCUGGCACGACAGUGUUUGGGGCUCAGGUGGAUACGAAAGCAACGUCAUGGCAAUCCAGCGAGUCAAUCACAACGUCCGAAUGACCAGUUUUGAUACCCAUCUCCUGGAUCUGGAAGAGGGUGGCGGUAUUCCCAAUCGCACUCAAUUUCGCCAUGUAGUUUUUGGUCCAGAACUCUGGUCUGGCUACGAUGCCUCAAUCUUUCCUGCGAUUCGCGACUGCAUCAACACUGGCGAUUGGUCACUAGCCCAGCAUUGGAUCGAACGGGUUGCCAACACCAUCCACUACGCCAGCAACAAGCUCCUGUACUAA
Penicillium macrosclerotiorum is the source of this 2550-nucleotide messenger RNA. RefSeq names its product M28 family metallopeptidase. The record is from RefSeq and is a predicted model, not a curated record. NCBI's taxonomy places the organism in Eukaryota, Fungi, Ascomycota, Eurotiomycetes, Eurotiales, Aspergillaceae. The transcript is spliced from 3 exons. Bases 1 to 2550 code for a protein of 849 amino acids. Gene Ontology annotation, molecular function: carboxypeptidase activity.